UGGAACUAUUUACAGGGACUAGUUUGAUAAAUAUGCGCAUGAGAUACGACAGAAAACAUUUUUUUUUGAAGGGUUUCAAAUGAGAACCUUGAAAGUUCAUGGCCAUUGAGAGGGGUGUGCGUCACAGAUUCCACCACAACACACAAACCAAUUGGAACAGAAGUUAUAUUUUUGACCACGCCCUGUGGGACCUGUGUGUGACCCCUGUCAAUGCGGCCAUGUGGCACCUGGUCCUCUUCUCCAUCACCCUGAGCCUGGGGGGGCCUGCAACUCAUCCUCUGUGGCAUCCAGGUGGUCAACGGCUGUAUAGGCUGCGUCUGUGGGGACUACCGUGACAAGGAGAUUUGACUCUCGUGACAGACAUUAAAAUAAAAUGUCAACCA
Coregonus clupeaformis (lake whitefish) is the source of this 383-nucleotide messenger RNA. RefSeq lists its product as uncharacterized. Gene Ontology annotation, cellular component: membrane. The transcript has 3 exons. The coding region runs from base 99 to 335 and encodes 78 amino acids. The record is from RefSeq and is a predicted model, not a curated record. NCBI's taxonomy places the organism in Eukaryota, Metazoa, Chordata, Actinopteri, Salmoniformes, Salmonidae.